Mus pahari (shrew mouse) is the source of this 1013-nucleotide messenger RNA. Its product is annotated as olfactory receptor 9Q1-like. Gene Ontology annotation, cellular component: membrane. Gene Ontology annotation, biological process: G protein-coupled receptor signaling pathway; sensory perception of smell. Gene Ontology annotation, molecular function: odorant binding; olfactory receptor activity; G protein-coupled receptor activity. Bases 60 to 995 code for a protein of 311 amino acids. The record is from RefSeq and is a predicted model, not a curated record. Lineage: Eukaryota; Metazoa; Chordata; Mammalia; Rodentia; Muridae. The transcript has a single exon.
GCAUCCGAAGUUCAUCAUCCUGUAUUGUUUCUUAUGCUGUCUUAAGUACCACUGGCUUCAUGGCUAAGGUGAACCUCACUUUGGUGACAGAGUUCCUCCUCAUAGCAUUCACUGACCAUCCAGAAUGGGGGCUCCCUCUUUUCCACCUGUUUUUAUUUAUCUAUCUCUUCACUUUGCUGGGGAACUCAGGCAUGAUUGUUUUGAUCCGCAUGGAUCGCAGGCUCCACACCCCAAUGUACUUCCUUCUAAGCCACCUCUCUUUCAUGGAUAUCUGUUACUCCUCUGUCACUGUUCCUCAGUCAAUGGCUGUGCUGUUGGAGCAUGGGGCAGCUUUAUCCUAUGCACGCUGUGUUGCUCAGUUUUUCCUGUUUACUUUUUUUGGAUCCAUCGAUUGCUACCUCUUGGCUCUCAUGGCCUACGACCGCUAUGUGGCCGUGUGCCAACCUUUGCUUUAUGUCACCAUUAUGACACAGAAAGCCCUUCUAAGUUUUGUGGCUGGGGCUUACACUGCUGGCCUCCUCAGUGCCUUGGUGAGGACAAUCUCAGCAUUCACCCUCUCUUUUUGUGGAAACAACGAGAUUGACUUUAUUUUCUGUGACCUUCCUCCUCUGUUAAAGCUAACCUGUGGCGAGAGCUAUAUCCAGGAACUGGUGAUUAUUGUAUUUGCCAUUUUUGUCAUCCCUGCUUGCAUGGUGGUGAUUGUGGUUUCCUACCUGUUCAUCAUUGUGGCCAUUCUGAGGAUCCCUUCAGCAGGAGGCCGGGCCAAGACCUUCUCAACAUGUGCUUCCCACCUCACCGCAGUGUCACUCUUCUUUGGCACUCUCAUUUUCAUGUACCUGAGAGAUAACUCUGGCCAGGCCUCAGAAAAGGAUCGAGUUGUUUCUGUGUUCUACACAACAGUAAUUCCCAUGUUGAAUCCCCUCAUCUACAGCCUGAGGAACAAGGAAGUGAAGGAAGCACUAAAAAAUUUUCUCAAUAGAGUGAAGACUUCCUAACACCUUCCCACCUUGCGA